AAGACAGGAAGCUGGCUCAGGAACUCGGUGGUUCCUGAUGUGUAGAGUUGACAGCAGAGGCAGCACAAUCUGAUCAGAGCCUCCACCGGGGCAACCACGAGCAACUGCCCGGCUCCCAGACAGGCACCGCGUCCCUCUCUUGGCCGGCUAAUGGAGCCCAACAGGUCCCUCUCCUUGGGCAUACUUCUGCUUCUUUCUCUGGCUUUUGGAUUGAGCUACGGAACAGGUGGAGGUCUGAUGAACUGCCGAGUGAUUAUCCAGCAGUUGGGAAAUGACACCACAUGGCUGCCCCUGACGAAAGAGAGCUUUAACAAAAGCAUCCGCAUCCUUGUCACGAAGGCAACCACAAUGUCUCUAGAAAGCAAAAUCACUAAGAAAAUAGUAUCUUUUAAUAUCGAUAAAGAGGACUCUCUAGAGCACCUGGAGAAUGGCUACCAGUUUCAACGGGAAAACCUGAGCCUGGGGAUCCUGGGAAACAGGAGGGAGAGUGAAGGAUGGUACAUCGUGAGUUUGGAGGAAAAUGUGCAAGUUCAGCAAUUCUGCAUACAGCUGAAGCUCUAUGAGCAGGUCUCCACUCCAGAGAUUAAAGUGUUAAACAAGACCCAGGAGAACGAGAAUGGGACCUGCAGUUUGACGGUAGUCUGCACGGUGAAGAAAGGCGAUCAUGUGACUUACAGUUGGAGUAAUGAGGCGGGCAAACAUCUGCUGAGCCUGGCCAACCACUCCCACCUCCUGAACAUCAGUCUUAGCAGCCAGGAUCAUGACAGCAUCUACAACUGCACGGCAAGCAACCCUGUCAGCAGUCGCUCUCAGAGCUUUGACCUAUCACAGGAGUGCAGGCGAGAAUCCUCAGACGCAAGCUCAUGGAUAGCAACACACACUGUUGCAUCGUUAGGGUUCAUUCUACUCCUCAUCAUUCCAGUCUCCAUAGUAGCCACACUGCGGAAAAAACAAGGUAAAAGAAGCCGCUGCCAGCCGCCAGUGGAAGAAAAAGGCCUUACUAUUUAUGCACAAGUGCAGAAAUCAGGGACUCCAGAAAAGAAAUUCGAUGAUUCUCUGAUGGGUCAGAGUCCCUGCACCACCAUUUAUGUGGCUGCCACAGAGCCUGUCCCAGAGCCUGUUCAGGAAUCAAACCCCACCACAGUUUAUGCCAGUGUGACGUUACCAGAGAGCUGA
Microtus oregoni (creeping vole) is the source of this 1176-nucleotide messenger RNA. RefSeq names its product signaling lymphocytic activation molecule family member 1 (gene Slamf1). NCBI's taxonomy places the organism in Eukaryota, Metazoa, Chordata, Mammalia, Rodentia, Cricetidae. Gene Ontology annotation, biological process: lymphocyte activation. The record is from RefSeq and is a predicted model, not a curated record. Gene Ontology annotation, cellular component: cell surface; membrane. Gene Ontology annotation, molecular function: signaling receptor activity. Bases 151 to 1176 code for a protein of 341 amino acids. The transcript has 7 exons.